AUGGACAUGACAAAGAUAAGUGAGGAAAUACCUGGUGAGGUGGCGGAACUCGAAGAGGAGGAGCGCUGGACAAUGUUCUUUGAUGGGUCUUCAUACGACUCUUAUGGAGGAGCAGGAAUAGUCUUCGAAACACCUAAUAAAGAAUUGUUAUCAUUCGCUUUCAAGCUAUACUUUGAAUGUAGCAACAAUGUGGCGGAAUAUGAAGCACUAAUCCUCGGAUUACGAUUGGAGGAGGAGCUCAAUAUGGGAUCCAUUGAUGUCAAAGGAGACUCAAAGCUAGUCACAAACCAAAUAUCGGGUGACUUUCAGGUAAAAGAAUCACAUCUGGCGCCAUAUGAUUGCAAGAAGGGGAAACACCGUCGUGGAGCAUACAGGAAGGUACACUAA
Messenger RNA from Papaver somniferum (opium poppy), 387 nucleotides. RefSeq lists its product as uncharacterized. Gene Ontology annotation, molecular function: RNA-DNA hybrid ribonuclease activity; nucleic acid binding. The record is from RefSeq and is a predicted model, not a curated record. Lineage: Eukaryota; Viridiplantae; Streptophyta; Magnoliopsida; Ranunculales; Papaveraceae. The coding region runs from base 1 to 387 and encodes 128 amino acids. The transcript has a single exon.